GAAACCGCUGUGAUCGCUAUUGGUAAGCCAACACGGACGUGAGACGAGAAUUUAUUUUAUUUUAGACCUUUAUCAAAUGUAUCCAUGUUGCUAUAUAGAUUUAAACGUUUUGAAUGAGUCCACCUCGUUAUUAUUCAGGACCAUAUGCUGAGAAAACCGAGCGGAGGAAAACGAAACGACAGUUUGAGGAGCUGUCUGGACCCGGAGGACGAAGCGGUUAGCCUUAUAGUAACUCACAGCUGUGCUGCCAAGAAGGAUACACACACUCAAAGUGGCAUCGCCAAGGAAGAGCACACGGAACAGAAGAUAAUCUGGCCGAGGAUAACCUUGUGAAUCUCCUGGCGUCGAGAAGGAGAUAAGUUAGUUGGCUUGGUGAGAAGACAACUACGGCGACGUUGGCCAAUACUGUCGCCUCAAAAUAGAAAAAAAACCCAAAACAAACGUCCAGUCACCAUCCAGCGUUUUAAGGAUGAACCACUUGUCCCUCAGCGAGCUAUGUUGCCUGUUCUGCUGUCCACCGUGCCCCAGCAAGAUAGCCUCCAAGCUGGCCUUCCUGCCCCCCGAGCCCACCUACAGCCUCAUGUGUGACGAAAGCGGCGGCCGAUGGACGCUGCACCUCUCAGAUCGUGCCGACUGGCAGUACUCGGCCCGCGAGAAGGACGCCAUCGAGUGUUUCAUGACACGCACCUCGAGAGGGAACCGGAUUGCCUGCAUGUUUGUCCGCUGCUCACCCAGCGCCCGUUACACACUAUUGUUCUCCCACGGAAACGCAGUGGACUUGGGCCAGAUGAGCAGCUUUUACAUUGGCCUGGGUUCACGGAUCAACUGCAACGUCUUCUCCUACGACUACUCGGGUUACGGGGCCAGUUCUGGGAAGCCAUCAGAGAAGAACCUUUACGCUGAUGUUGACGCUGCCUGGCAGGCACUCCGGUCACGGUAUGGCAUUCGGCCAGAGAACGUGAUCGUCUACGGCCAGAGCAUUGGCACUGUGCCCUCGGUGGACCUGGCUUCUCGCUAUGAGAGUGCUGCAGUUGUCCUCCACUCCCCGCUCACCUCUGGCAUGAGAGUGGCCUUCCCUGACACCAAAAAGACCUACUGCUUUGACGCCUUCCCAAACAUUGACAAGAUUUCAAAGGUGACGUCACCGGUGCUGGUGAUCCACGGUACAGAAGACGAGGUCAUCGACUUCUCUCAUGGCCUGGCUCUGUACGAACGUUGCCAACGCCCCGUGGAGCCACUCUGGGUGGAGGGGGCCGGACACAAUGACGUGGAGCUCUAUGGACAGUACCUGGAGAGACUUAAACAGUUUGUUGCACAUGAGCUGGUAAACUUAUAGAGGAGUUGGGGGUAAAAAGGGGUGGAGAGGGAGGAAGAGAAGAAAGCAUUGAUAUGUUAGGAGAGGGUGGAUAAAGGACAGGUGGUACAGUUUUCGAUCUUUUUCAUGAAGUGAUGCAAGUAGAAGUAGUAUGUCUGUGUAUUACUGAAGUUUUGGUGGCGGGAUUCUCUCCAUUAUCACCUCUCCCCCCCUUGGAACUCCAGCUCACUCAGGCCCAGAGCCUGUCAGUACCGUCCACUCCACAUGCUGCAGCUGUGAACUUAAAAAAACAAACACCCAUCUUUUGGAAACCCAUUUGUUUUGUUUUUGCUAUUAGAUUUUCUUCUUUUUUUUUUUUAAUCAUGUUGCACAUUGCUGCAGUGUGUGAAUGCAAGAGUACGUAGACACCAUACCAUGUGUACAACCUGUGUAUGAGAGAUUAUGUCAGUGUGUAUGUGUCAUGUUUUUGCUGCCUUUUAAGAAGGACAUGGUCCAUGAUUCUUAACGGGGACCUCUUAGUGGCCGAUGAGGCUUUUGAGGUUCAGUGAAACAGCCUUGUUCUAAUCUGGACUGGACCCAAGUGGACCAGAUUCUCUCCAAUCUAACUGAACUCCAUCUGACUUUGAGGUCAGGUUUGGUCCUACACACUGCAGUCACCAUCAAUUUAUUUUUUUGUUAUUGUUUAUUAUAUUUUUAUAUAUUAUACAUUAUAUUUGCACGUAUCAGCUGUCACUGAAGAACUGUACAAGACAAACUGACCUAUUUUCUAGCUGUGCCAGUGUUGCCAAAUGUUUAGUAUAAUAUAUUACAGAGACUCAAAAAGAAGUGUACUUUAUACAGUUAACAUACAGAAACAUCUCCGAGCCUUUGUCAGAUGUAUUCAGUCUUUACUUCUUUGUUUAGUCUUAGAGUGGUACAAUAUGAUGUUACAAUGUGCAGGAAUGUGAUGCAAGAUGGGCCUCAGUCAGCAGCUCAUGUAGCCAGUUAAAAGGCUGAGGCUGUGUAUCGUUGAGAAAUUUAGUGUGUUGCCACAGAAAACAUUUCCACAGUUCUUACUUCUGAGUUUACCUUAAACUGUGGUCACUUUAAGAUCAGUAUCACUAUGCUGUUAUCUAUGAACUUGAUGUUUUCAAGCAAACUCCCAUAAAUUCUUGAACAGUUUUAUGGACAAAAUAUCAGACCCAACUCUGAAAAUGUUCGCCUUGAAAUAAUAACUAUUAAGAAGCCCAGUUUUGACAGUGUUAUAUCUGUCUUUUGGGUCUGAAGAUAUCGAGUUAAAUAAUUUACUAUAGUUAUUAUUACAGAUCUUGUUUAUGUACCUGGAUUAGAUCUUUCUCGAUGUAUCUUUUUUUUAUGAUAAAAAUGUAACUACUGUUUGUGCUCUGAUCAAGACUUAUACCACUAAUGCCAAUCACGACUGAACAGUGAACAUGAUAAACGCAGUCCGUGUUAAUGUUUUUUUUAGUUCAGUAAGUUUAAAAAAAUAAACAUUUUAUUUUGAGUUAUUGAAAAACAUCUUUGUUUUCUUUAGUAUAUUUGAGCUGAGAAUGAAUGGACACCAGGACAAUGGGUUAUGUUAGCAUACAUGGCUCAGCUUUUAAAGGCCUCCAUCCCCGACAGAAUGUUUUUCUUCUGUUUUUGUCUUAACUUUAUCUUUCUGUCUGCAUGGUAUUUCAGGAUCCAUUGUUGUUUGUUGGUUUGCCCUUUAAUGCUGAGUGAGGCAACACAAAGCAUUAGCCAGCUGCAUUUAUUGUACUGAUGACUCCAUUAAGUUUCUAUCAGAGCCCUGAAAAGCUAAGUGCUACUGCAUGCCACAUAUGGCUUAUCUCUUAUAUUUCUGGCCAAUAUAAAGACACAGAAUUACAUAGUAAAUCUCAAUGAAUUAUUUUUGCUCUAGGUAUUUUAAAUACCUGUAUUGCGCUUGAGCCUGUGUUCACAAAUGGGGUCAAAUGAUGUUAUGUGAUAAUUGACCAACAAGCCAACAGGUGCUACUGUAAACCUUCAUGUGUGAUAACUUACAGGUUGAGAGGAAGCUAUGUUCGUUUGUCAGACUGACCAAGAUCAGCUAGGACUGGUAACUGUUGUUUGUCAGCUGAUUGUAUUUUGUCAUGAGGAGAAAAAAAAGUUUUUUUUCACAACUCAUUUCUGUCUUAAAAACUAUGUUGUGCUUUCUUUCAUUGUCACUUUGUAAAUACUAUUUGUACUGGAUAUGAUGUCAUUUUUUUUGUCUCUCACAAACUUUUUUCAUCAUCUCUGAACUGUAGUUCUUUAACUCUUGAUAUGACAACUGUUAGACCAAGGUAGAGCAUCGUUUUGGCUUUUCAGACGACCUUUGCCACGGUCACCUUGACUAAUGUCAUCUCUGAUUUGAUUAGAUUUUUUUGUACAGCAUAUUUCAAUACAGAAGGAACUUAUAUGUAAUAACAAUAUUAAUUAUAGUAAUUCAAAUGUCAAUAGAGAAA
Scomber scombrus (Atlantic mackerel) is the source of this 3777-nucleotide messenger RNA. RefSeq names its product abhydrolase domain containing 17B, depalmitoylase (gene abhd17b). Lineage: Eukaryota; Metazoa; Chordata; Actinopteri; Scombriformes; Scombridae. The transcript has 4 exons. Gene Ontology annotation, cellular component: plasma membrane; endosome membrane. Gene Ontology annotation, molecular function: palmitoyl-(protein) hydrolase activity. Bases 470 to 1336 code for a protein of 288 amino acids. Gene Ontology annotation, biological process: protein depalmitoylation. The record is from RefSeq and is a predicted model, not a curated record.